Molecule: messenger RNA, 655 nt
Organism: Caenorhabditis sp. 36 PRJEB53466
Lineage: Eukaryota; Metazoa; Nematoda; Chromadorea; Rhabditida; Rhabditidae
Source: the annotation of a GenBank genome assembly
AUGCGAGUUUUUCUUGCAGUCUUCUCGCUACUUUUCGGACUUUUAAAAGUACUUUUAACAAGUUCCGAACUGUUCGGUGAGAUCCAGCAUGCUCGCCAUCAAGUAAAAGUUGAAAAAUGUGAGUUUGACUCUCUCAGAUCUCACUUCUGAAUCAUACUGAUAGUCAUGCAUACUGCCUUGAUUCAUAAAAGUGAUCAUAUUGUUUUCAGCGAACAAUCUGCUCCUUCUCCAUCCUCAGCUCGCCGCCGUCGCCCGGUUUUCCAAUCUCCUCUACCUCGAGUCGUGUCUUCUGCAGAAAUCUUGUAAUGUGGAUCACGCAAUCUCGGAGCUCACCAACAUACAAAACGGAACGAUUCUCGGCACUAUCGAGAAAGUGAACACUGAAAAAGUUCUCGAAGUCAUUCGAAAGCUGGAAAAUCAACCGCACACUUUCCUCGAAGAGUUUUCGUCGAUCAACGAGGCUAUGGAAGCGUUCGAGAAGUUGCAGAAGUUGAGCCUGAAAUCUGAGAAACUGUUCCCAGAAGCGAAGGUGAACGAAUACAUCACAAGCGUCGAAAGCCUAAAAACGACAGUAAUUGAUGCUAUUGACGUACCCGCAUUUUCUAUGCUUCAUAUGGAUCUGCAGAACAUUGCCUCCAUUUACAAGAAUUCGUGA